This is a messenger RNA of Bufo gargarizans (Asiatic toad), 5735 nucleotides long. RefSeq names its product maturin, neural progenitor differentiation regulator homolog (gene MTURN). Gene Ontology annotation, cellular component: cytoplasm. The record is from RefSeq and is a predicted model, not a curated record. Gene Ontology annotation, biological process: positive regulation of megakaryocyte differentiation; regulation of signaling. The coding region runs from base 600 to 995 and encodes 131 amino acids. Lineage: Eukaryota; Metazoa; Chordata; Amphibia; Anura; Bufonidae. The transcript has 3 exons.
ACCCUUUAAUAGGGCAGGCAAACAUUCUCAGCCUUAGCCAGUUUUCCAUUGCGCCAGUUUUGAUAAAUCUCCCCCAGUGACUUUCCACCAAAUCUUUCAGAGGUGCCUGCAAAGACUCUGAAGCUGGUGUGAACAGAGCCUAAAUGUGCAGGGCCCCUGCAUGGAAUCUCUAACGCCAUGUGCCUGCCCCGCUGUAUGAGGCAGCUCCCUCAUGCAUUCCAUAAAGAGGCUGACAGGCGGCAGUAUGGACGCCGUACGUGCGCGGUUCUCAGGCCCGGUCAUUGAUGCCGCAUCUUUCAUCCUCUCAGCCGCGCAGAACCUGCCGGUUGGGCACCGCCUUGAUGACGUCACGGGAGGGGGGGGGAGCUGCCGACCCAGCUGUUCGCAAGGCAGGGCCAGCUGUGACGUCACUGACCUGCAUUACCUCCGUCACACGGCAACAGCCCAACCCGCAGCUGUGUUCGGAGCGGCCGGGGAGGCGAACAAUACCCGAGCAUCCGCUGCAUCACCGCGGCCUUCUCUGCCCCGCACCCUCCAGGAGCAGCAUGUAAACAAUGCAGACAUAGCCAGUCACCGGGGAGAUCGCAGCGCGGGCCAGGAUGGAUUUUCAGCAGCUGGCAGACGUCGCCGACAAAUGGUGCUCCAACACCCCCUUCGACCUGAUCGCCACCGAGGAAACGGAGCGGAGGAUGGAUUUCUACGCCGACCCCGGGGUCUCCUUCUACGUGCUGUGCCCCGACAAUGGCUGCGGGGACAAUUUUCAUGUGUGGAGUGAAAGUGAAGACUGCUUGCCUUUCCUGCAGCUAGCUCAGGAUUACAUUUCAUCUUGUGGGAAGAAAACCCUUCAUGAAAUACUGGAGAAAGUCUUCAAGUCUUUUCGGCCACUCCUCGGUCUCCCAGAUGUGGACGAUGACACUUUUGAAGAAUACAAUGCAGAUGUGGAGGAAGAAGAACCAGAGGCAGAUCACCAGCAGAUGGGGGUCAGCCAGCAGUAGAAUACCUAGGAUAUUCCCUAUAGAAAGAAAAACCAACCCAACAUAAUGUAAUAGUAAACACAUUUGACAAAAAUGCAGAACCACUCACAGCGAGCAGAGCAUCAGGCUUGCCGACAGCAGCGUUUCCAUGGGAGUUUUGUUGCUUUCCAUCCAUUUCCGAUUGUAAAAUUUUCUAUCAUUGUUUUGAGGCUGUUGGGCUCAGUUUGGAACGGAUCUGACUAAUAGGGAUUGCAAGUGCCGAUUUGAUAACAGUGGAUGGGGACCUUUAAAUGUGACCUUAAAGAGUAGCCCAAACGUAGUCUUCACGGCGGAGGUUUUUAGGUAACCCUAGUGAGCACUGGAUAUUAGUAUAGUGUAUAGCAGCCAUUUUUCCCAGACGCCAUUAUUAGUAAUUAAGUGCAUUUUUACACGUGCAUCCGAAGCUGUAGAAAUGCUGAUGAUAUCAAUGGAGGUGUCACAUAGCUUACCUAGAUGCCCAAAUCAAAGGAUGGGUCAAAUUCGAGUCAUUAUUGCAGCGUUUCUGUGGUCUUACCUUCUCAAGAAGCAAUAGUAAAGCAGCGACGUACUAAGUAAUAACUGUUCCCUCUGAGCAAUCUAAAAAAAUUCUAUCAACCUAUGAAGUUUAUAGGGGAAAAUGUACAGGUUAUGCUGCAUGAUGCUCCAGAAAUGGCUUUUUCUUUAAGUAAACUUUUUAAUGCUUUCUGGGGGUACUUCCUUUGGCCCGAAGAAGUUUACUAUGCUAUCUUUUCUUACUUUUACACUGUGUAUGGCAAGUGAACUUUUUUUUUUUUCAUUUUUACCAGACUAAAUCAUAAUAGCCAAGUACUAUUUCAUCCUAUAAAUUAUUUUAGGUGCUAGAAUUGUUUUAUACAUUUCUUAUUUAUUAUUACUAAUAACUAGUAAUAAGUCCAAAACGAAAAUGAAGCCUCUUUUAUUUGCAGAAGCCCUUCCAAACUUCAGGCAUUGAAUAGUACAGUUAAACUUGUCCACUUCUGAUGAGAAAUAAUGAGCUGCUCCAUACAUUUUGGAUUUUUUUUUUUUUUUUUUUUCUAAGAACCCCCUCCCUGGCAAAAUGGAGCCUUGUGCACACAGGCAAGUUGAAUUUAGCUUAAUGUACACAUAUAUGCAUUCUGCUGUUGCACAGACAUUAUGGGUUCCUGUGCGUACUGUUCUCCCUCCAUGAUGUCCUUAUUACGAGUGAAGCACUGCAUUGUACCACAAGAGAGAAUGGUCAUGGCGGUAGAUGGGAAGUAUAGUCAGUGGUUAUCAGCAAGUCGGCCUAGGAUCUUCUGCAGAUGUAUAUGAGAUGCUGGUGCCCUCUCCCGGGCUGCACAAUUUGCACUGUUAUGGUUGAACUGGAAUUCAUUACACAGAGCAGGAAAUAUAUACCUUGAUAUAUUAAACAGAUCACACUCAUUAUUAAUCUUUCAUUGUAUUCUCUCCGAACAUUUUUAGUGACAAGGACCUUGUGACAGCACUGUCCAAGUUUGCCAUGUUAGUAUAGCAUGCAUAGAUAUAUUGCAUUCCAGACUCCUCUUGCUUUUUUUUUUUGCGCGCCAGCGGGGCUGACACUACAUAACGUACCCCUACAAUUAUGUGCGGGGGAUUAUCACAAUAUUGCAUGUAGUUCAACUGCAUACUCUAUUAUGUCCUUUCAUUUUAACAUGAUGAAAACAUAUUAUUAUUAUUUUUAAUCCUCUGGCUAAGAUGUGCCCUGCGACUUAAGCACUACAGGUAUUGUCAGAAUUUGCCGAUUUGAAGUAAAGCAGUCUUUAGUAUUACAGUGAGUACAGGCCACACCGGUGCCGAUUUAGUCAAACUUGCGGAAAAUAAUUUUCAGACCUGUAAGAUAACGUGUUCACUAUAUAAUCAUUUAAAACGAUUUUCCAGAAACAGCGCAACUCUUCAUAGGCUAUGCCUGGUAUUACAUAAGACUUUGUACGCACUUCAUAGGUUCACCGAAUAUAUCUAUAGGGACCCUUUCAACCAAGAGUGCCCCUUUGGCAUGCCAAAAUGCAUCCUCCAGUUUAUGGAAUAUGUUUUUUUUUUUUUUUUUUUUUGGGGGGGGGGGGGCACACAAACUAUGGCAAUGUAUGCCCAUGUCACAGCCUUCUGACAGUUAGGCUAGGUUCACACUGCAUUUUAGCCAUCUGGGCAUUCCUUUAGCAGAGUACAUUUAAAGGACAUCUGUCAGCGGAUUUGUACCUAUGUAACUGGCUGACCUGUGUUAAUACAUGCAAAUGAGCCCCUUGGAGCAUGACUGUAUGCAUUGGGUUAUAUCUUCGAAUACAGGGUUUGGGUAUUUAAACGCAACAAAAAGCCCAGCUGAGGGCUCAGACACAAUAUGAACCCAGAGUUCUACAUCAGGAAAUCCUCCUAACAUUUUCCUUCUGAAAAAAACUACUCAAAUGAACCCUAAGUACUAUUCCCUUGGGGUCGGGUGAGAGGCACUACAAGACACAGCCCAUGGACAGGAGUGGCACUGUUUCUGGAAACAAUAGAAUAUGUACAAAGCCUUUAAUAAACGAAAAUUGAUUUCAUAAUGGGAAUAGUUUUAAAGAGGGUUUCUCCAUCUAAAUUUAAAGGGGUUCUCCAGGACUUUUAUAUUGAUGACCCAUGCUUAGGAUAGGUGUCAAUAUCGGAUCAGCAGGGGUCUGACUCCAGGCAGUAGCUCAGACUGUGUAGUAGAUGGAGUUGCUUACUGCAGCGCUACUUCCAUUCAAGAGAAGAACAGCUUUAAAAUGGCAACAUUCUGCAAAUUCAGCAAAUUUGCUCCUUAAAUCACUGUCGGGCUAUAGAGGACCAGUUGCUGUUGUGUUCAAUACAGUAGGAACUCACAAGAAAGUUUGCAGGUAGAUCUUACUUAUUGCAGAACAGUCACUGGUCCCUGCUUCAUGCUGUGUUAACCCUCUGCCUCCAUAGUGAGAUCUAAUUGAUGUACGCCACCUCUUGACGGUUAUAGGCUGCCUGUCAUAAGGAGGGCGCACAGUGACUAAAGAAGCUCUGGAGGCAUAGAGAUCGAAGGUGGAUCUGAAGGUUAUAUUAACAAAUAGGUCACAGAAGGUUAACAAAGUAUACGGCAGAUUUACUGCUGUAGGUAACUUUUUUAUUUUUUAUUUUUAUCAAAAACUAGAGAUGCCCUUUAAAUUUAAAUCUGGAAGUCAUGCGGAAACAACUGUCUAGCCCAAUUAAAUGUAAAAUGCCAAGUAUUCUUGACUGUUUUUCUGCAUGACCUCAUCCUCCCGAAGAGCCCACUCAUGCCAGUCCAAAAUUAUUAUAAUUUGAAUAUUAGAAGGAUUUGUAGAAAAGAGGAACAUAUUUCAUCUGGGAACCAUUUGUUGCUAUAAGUGUUUUCCAUUAUCCUCCACUCAGUCCACUUAGUAGUUAGUCAUUAACGUUCUGAAAUUUGAUUUCCGGCUCAUCCACUCUACUAAAGAAGCCAUAGUCUAACAAGAGGAUCAGUCUGAGCGAUCGUCAGGACACCUAUGACAACUCGUAUCCACCUACUGACUGAAACCAGCAAACGCUAAUAUCCGCUGAGAUCUAUCUACUUGUUUUUAGCGUUCUGUGCGGCUGCCCUCAGUCUAGAAUGGUCAAUCAGAUGUUUGUCUUUGAAAUACAGCGUUGGGUGGGAUUAGCUAUUGUUUUGUGGAUGACUUUGAGGCCGACGUGGACCUUUUUUUAUUUAUUUUGAAAUAUUAUUUUUAUGCUCUAUAAAUGUGUACAUGCUCAUUGACACGAUUCCGAUUUUUAGUGCCUCUCCAAAGUUGAACACGUUCAUAUCCAUUUUACUAUUAAAGGGAUACUAUACCCAAAAUAUGUUAGGCUUCAUUUGACUCAGUUAUUUAAAAAUAUUCAUUUGACAUAUUAUAAAGUUAUAAUCGUAAAUUUAAAGUUAAUAUUUCACCAGCGACCUCCCUAUCCAACUGUUUGCACAGACACAUGGUUUACCUGAUUUAAAACGCUGUUUUUCUUUUGUUGAUACGAGGCGCCGUUCCCGAUACGUUGCUGAUAUAAGUUUUCUUAAUAGGCAAAUUAGGCCUUUAGUGCAUUGAGGGCGCCACUAGUGCUUUUGUUGCACCCAUCCUCCACUUCUUUCAUUGUAUUGAUUGACAUGGCCAGGCAGUGGCAAAGCAGCGAGGAAGGGGUUGGCCACAGAAAGGAACAGAGCUUGGGUGCAACAAGAACAAUGAUGACACCCUCAUUGCUCCAAAGUCCUAAUCUGUAUAUUAAGAAAAAUGAUCAUAAUUAGGGAACGGAGCCUCAGACCAACAAAACAAAAACAGCGUUUUAAUCAGGUGAUCCACAGCUAUGUGUCCAUGCAAACAGCUGGAUCGGGAGGUUGCUGGUGACAGAUUCCCUUUAAAAGGUAUGUCCACGUUCGAAUACCAAAACACAGUUUACAUAUAGAAUUAAUCUACAUAAAAUUGAGUAACUUUGCGAAAUACAUUGGUUACUUAUCUGUACAAUCUGUAUGGUAGUCCAGAGCUGUAUUCACAAUUCUGCAGGCAUAAAACUAUUGAAUGUCCAAGCAUGUGCAUGGCGCUUUGUCUAGCAAUUUGUGUCUGGGUAAAGUAUCAUCUUUAUAGCAAGCACUGCGCAGCUAUCUAAUAGAGGUUAGGCUACUUUCACAUUAGCGGUUUUCUUUUCCGGCAUAGAGUUCCGUCAUAGGGGCUCUAUACCGGAAAAGAACUGAUCAGGCAUAUCCCUAUUCAUUCUGAAUGGAGAGUAAUCCAUUCC